Molecule: messenger RNA, 875 nt
Organism: Solanum verrucosum
Lineage: Eukaryota; Viridiplantae; Streptophyta; Magnoliopsida; Solanales; Solanaceae
Product: pre-mRNA cleavage factor Im 25 kDa subunit 1
Exons: 7
Coding region: 48-656 (202 amino acids)
Cellular component (GO): mRNA cleavage factor complex
Molecular function (GO): mRNA binding
Source: RefSeq, a predicted model, not a curated record
UGUCGGCAACUUCCCCUCCCCUGUCUGUGUUUGGUGUGAGUUUGUCAAUGGCAGAUGGAAAUGUGGAUGUUUUGGAUAUUUACCCACUGAAUCAUUACUAUUUUGGUUCAAAAGAGUCACUUCCAUUAAAGGAAGAGGAGACCUUGGAUCAUCGCAUUCAACGCUUGAAAUUCAACUACAAUACUCAUGGAAUCAGAACUUGUGUACAAGCUGUGCUUUUGGUUGAUUUAUUCAAACAUCCACAUCUAUUAUUAUUGCAAGUACGGCAUUCCAUAUACAAACUUCCAGGUGGUCGUCUUAGGCCUGGUGAAUCAGAAAUUGAAGGUCUUAGACGUAAACUCUCAAGUAAACUAUCCAUGAGCGAAGAAGAUGACAGAUGGGAGGUCGGUGAAUGCCUUGGGAUGUGGUGGAGACCUGACUUUGAAACAUUGAUUUACCCCUUUUUGCCACCUAAUAUAAAAAGGCCAAAGGAGUGCACAAAACUCUUUCUAGUGAGGUUGCCUGAAAGUUGCAAAUUCAUUGUACCGAAGAACCUCAAGCUUAUUGCUGUUCCAUUGUACCAAGUUCAUGAAAAUUUCAAGACAUAUGGGCCAAUAAUAGCCGGAGUUCCACAACUGUUAUCGAAGUUCUCGUACAAUACACCCGAUACUGACUGAUUGGUGUCAUAAUACAAGUUAAAAGACCACAUUAGGCUCAAUGCUAUUCCCAUCCAGCUUGAUGUUUUAAGUUGCAAGUUUAAGUUGAGAAUACCAAGAUAGUAGUGACUUUGACAUGUAUAUAUAGCAUGUGGAGUGUGAGUAUACAUGUUUUUAUUUGUAAUGUUUCCAUCUGCAGUGUCUGUUUCUACCUGUAUAUUUGUAUAAUUGUGUUGGCUU